This is a messenger RNA of Dreissena polymorpha, 1544 nucleotides long. Its product is annotated as elastase-1-like. Gene Ontology annotation, biological process: proteolysis. Lineage: Eukaryota; Metazoa; Mollusca; Bivalvia; Myida; Dreissenidae. Bases 335 to 1480 code for a protein of 381 amino acids. Gene Ontology annotation, molecular function: serine-type endopeptidase activity. The record is from RefSeq and is a predicted model, not a curated record. The transcript has 6 exons.
AGAUUUAUUGCCUGAAAUGCUUGAUACGGUUAAGUACGCAAGACCUACUGAAAUCAUGAAUGCGAGUGCAACUGCCAAUUAAGACGUGGAAGCAAGCAUGCAAAUAUGCUAGUUCUGUGCCGUCGGUUCGACCGAGUUGACGAGAUUUUUAAAUUCUUAUUGGUUUCCCGUGUGAUCAUCUGGCAGCCGUUUAAAGCCCAUGAAGAGUGGGUGGUAUAAAUAAACGUAUGUACUUAAAGAGCUGCCAUUAAAAGAAGACAGUUAGAGCUACUGCUAAUUUUGAAAGGUCUCAUUGUGCAAACAAUAUGUGAAUAGUCACGUUAAUUCAUUUAACAUGUUAACUAAUAUGGAAGUUAGUAGAAUUAUAAUAGUCACGUUGUUGAUCUUCUCAGAAAAAAGUAUUGGUGCGGAUGCACGUGGAUAUUGGCAACCCAGCAAGCUUCUGUUAAGGUCAAUUCCAUUCUCUGUGGUACAAGAGAAAGACGCAUCAAUGGACUCAGCGGCUUACAAUGAGAUAAAUCGAAGUCCUCCGUUUACUGACAAGGGAUUUAAAUCAAAACAGAAAGUUGAUCUUAAAGACCAAAUUCGUAGCAGGCCUUUAUCCGGACCAAGUACGGUACAAAACGAAACAGCUGGACUAGUUUUAUCGAGUAAUGAGCCCUCUGCCUAUGAAAACAAUGGCCGCGAUCAUGCGUUAGACAAGCGGUUGACAGAGCUGAAUUAUACGGCCGCAUUCAAUGAAUUCAUUGAAGACAAAAUAGUUGGCGGUGUUUCUACUGAACCCCGCGAAUGGCCUUGGCAGGCCUCUAUACAGUAUCUAGGCGACGAUCGGCGCUGGUGGCAUUUCUGUGGCGGAAGUCUGGUCUCUCCACGAUGGCUGGUCACUGCGGCACACUGCGUGGAACGGCUUCAGGAUUAUACCAUCCGGGUUGUAGUUGGCGAGUAUCGGCUUAGCGUAUUGUCUCACCAAGAGCAGGUUGUCAACCCAGAGAAAAUUUUCAUGCACGGAUACUUCGAUACAGUGUCCUAUCUGUAUGACAUUGCCAUGGUCAAGCUGGUACACAACGUUUCUAUUAAUUGGAAUGUGCAAGUGAUACAGGCCAUAACCCCGAGACAAGACACGGAGAACAAUCACGCCAACUGCCACAUUGCGGGCUGGGGAAACGUCAUAGGCUCCACGACCGAUGUGUUCCUGUCGGAUAUCCUGCUGCAGAGCCCUAUGAAAGUACUGCUCCACAGCGAGUGCAGCGUCCAUAACUACGAUCUAUCGAACUCCCAGCUGUGCGUGUUCAGCCACGUCGCAUCGGCAUGCAUGGGUGACAGUGGCGGUCCGUUGGUAUGCGCCAUGGGAAGCGAAUGGCGGUUGACAGGUGUGGCGUCUUGGAUUUCCAGCAGCACGUGCGCGCCCUCCUAUCCGAACGUGUAUACGCGCCUGUCCUUCUACAUGGACUGGAUGAACACGGUCAUCAACUCUAAGUAGAGACCGCGCAUGCGUAGAGGGUUGUAUUGUGGCAUUUCCGUUGUCAAUCGAAAUGACAAAAAAC